This is a messenger RNA of Arvicola amphibius (Eurasian water vole), 606 nucleotides long. RefSeq names its product transcription elongation factor A like 3 (gene Tceal3). The record is from RefSeq and is a predicted model, not a curated record. Bases 1 to 606 code for a protein of 201 amino acids. NCBI's taxonomy places the organism in Eukaryota, Metazoa, Chordata, Mammalia, Rodentia, Cricetidae. The transcript has a single exon.
AUGGAAGACCUCCGCGGUGAAAACGAAGGGAAGCUGGAAAAGGAGGGAAAGCCAGAAGAUGAAGUAGAGUCUGAGGAUGAAGAAAAGUCAGAUGGGGAAGAGAAGCCCGACAAGAAAGCAAAGCCAGCACGCGAGGGCAAGCUAGAGGAGGCAAAGCCAGAUGAGCAGGGACAACCACAAGAUGAGGGGAAGUCAGAAAAGCAGGGGAAGUCUGAAGGGGAGGGCAAGCGCCAAGGGGAGGGCAAGCAUGAUUCCCAGGCAACGCCAGCCAGCGAGGAGCGGGCCGCAGAAAAGCGCCCUGCUGAAGAUUACGUGCCCCGGAAAGCCAAGCGAAAAACAGACAGGGGGACAGACGAUUCUCCCAAGAGGUCCCAGGAGGACUUCCAGGAAAGGCAUGUCAGCAGUGAGGAGAUGAUGAGAGAGUGUGCAGAUGUGACGAGGGCGCAGGAAGAGCUGAGGAAGAGGCAGAAAAUGGGAGGUUUUCCCUGGAUGCCCAGAGAUGCUGCGCAGGAUGCUGUAGUCCCCAGGGGCCAACGGGGAGUCAGGGGAGUGAGGGGCGGAGGAGGCAGGGGACAGAGGGGCCUACAUGACAUCCCAUACCUUUAA